This is a messenger RNA of Cottoperca gobio, 2929 nucleotides long. It is a transcript of the gene dlb, whose product is annotated as deltaB. Gene Ontology annotation, biological process: multicellular organism development; cell communication; Notch signaling pathway. The coding region runs from base 170 to 2071 and encodes 633 amino acids. Gene Ontology annotation, molecular function: calcium ion binding. Lineage: Eukaryota; Metazoa; Chordata; Actinopteri; Perciformes; Bovichtidae. Gene Ontology annotation, cellular component: membrane. The transcript is spliced from 7 exons. The record is from RefSeq and is a predicted model, not a curated record.
UCCAACUAUAGGACGUAGGAGAAGACAAGGAUUUAAGAUACAGCAACAGGAUCACAGAGUUCAAAGUGAUGAAACUUUUUUGAGUUUUCUUCAACACCUUUUGGGAAUAUUAUUGCACGCGACGAAUGCGGACAUCCACUUAGAACUGGAAAUCAAACUCUGAGAAGAAAUGGCACAUCUACACCUGAUAUACCUCUUGGCUUUGGCCUUAGUGCACGUAGUUUGGUCCUCUGGUGUGUUUGAGCUGAAAAUUAAUUCAUUCCACACGGCGCAACGUAUCUGCAGGAGACACAGGGACUGUCACAUAUUUUUCAGAAUUUGCCUUAAACACCCGGAGGAUGUGAUCUCAGCGGAGCCGCCAUGCACCUUUGGCACCGGACACACCAACGUUAUCAGGGCUGAUCACACUUCGAUUUCCAGCAGUGCUCCCAUCAGGGUGCCUUUCCACUUCAAAUGGCCGGGAACAUUUUCGUUGAUUAUUGAAGCCUGGAACGCUGAAUCUCCGACUGAAUACACAGACAACCAAAACAACCUUGUGAGCCGCUUGGCGACCAGGAGGAGACUUGCCAUCGGCGAGGACUGGUCCCAGGACGUGCACUUUGGCGAGCAGAGCGAGCUGCGCUACUCCUACCACGUCUUCUGCGACGAGUACUACUUUGGAGACGGCUGUGCCGAGUACUGCAGGCCGAGAGACGACACACUGGGCCACUACACCUGCGAUGAGGAGGGCAACCGCAUCUGCCUGGAGGGCUGGAAGGGAAACUACUGCUCUGAGCCCAUCUGCUCGGCGGACUGCAGUGAAAAGCACGGCUACUGCGAGGCCCCAGGGGGCUGUACGUGUCGCAUGGGCUGGCAGGGCCCCUCCUGUAUUGAAUGCGUCCGCUACCCAGGCUGCCUCCAUGGGACGUGCAACCAGCCUUGGCAGUGUAACUGUCAGGAAGGCUGGGGGGGCCUCUUCUGCGACCAGGACCUCAACUACUGCACCAACCACAAGCCCUGUGCCAAUGGAGCAACAUGCACCAACACGGGCCAGGGGAGCUACACCUGCACCUGCCGGCCCGGCUUCGGAGGUACUAACUGUGAGCUGGAAACCAACGAGUGUGACAGCAACCCCUGCAAGAACGGAGGCAGCUGCAAUGACCUGGAGAACGACUACUCAUGCACCUGCCCACAGGGAUUCUACGGUAAGAACUGCGAGAUCAUUGCCAUGACUUGUGCAGACGGUCCCUGCUUCAACGGCGGCACCUGUGUGGAGACGAUGACUGGAGGCUACACCUGCCGCUGCCCACCCAGCUACACCGGCUCCAACUGUGAGAAGAAGCUGGACCGCUGCAGCAACAGACCCUGUCUGAACAGUGGUGAGUGUCUGGACCUCGGCCAGAGCGUCUUGUGCCGUUGUCAGGCAGGCUUCACCGGUGCCAACUGCCAGGUCAACAUUGACGACUGCGCUUCAACCCCCUGCCAAAAUGCCGGAACCUGCCAAGACGGUGUGAAUGACUACACCUGCUCUUGCACCCUGGGGUACACCGGCAAGAACUGCAGCGUGAGGUCAGAUGCUUGUGGCGCCCUCCCAUGCCAGAAUGGUGGCACUUGCUUCACCCACUUCACUGGGCCGGUGUGCCAGUGCCCUAAAGGCUUUAUGGGUCCGAGCUGUGAGUUCACGCUCCAGCCCAGUUUCAAGCCCGCUUUGCGCCAAACCUCCCAGCCCUCCUCCGCCACCCUCACCAUCUCCUGUAUUCUGGCCAUCCUGGUGCUGGUUCUGGUGGCGGGUAUUAUCUUCUUGAGGAGGAGGAGGAGACUACAGGGAAGGAAGCAGCUGAGCGACAUUGCAGUCUACAAUGACUUGGAGACGGUCAACAACCUGGGAGGAAGCGAAAGAGAAGCCUUCCUCAGUCCUAACGGCCUGUUCAAGAUCAGCAACGGCACGGCUCGUCUUAGCCUCUCCCUCUGCCCAGAAGGAAGAUCUGGGUACAGGCACAGUCCUGUGGAGAGUAGCCUGGCCAGAGAUGAGCGUCAGGAUUUUAUGUGGAGGGACGAAGCUGGCCUGGGCUCUGGGGCAGGGCUGAGAUGAAACAGACAGAAAACAUGGACGUUCACACAGGGGUAAAGGAAUAUUAGCACUUGUUGCUCCUCUCUCUUCACGCACAGUGAAGAAAGGAGCAAAUCCAUGAGUUGGAAACCACUCUGCUUAUGCAGAAGAUAACGUACCAUUAAAAAUGUAAGCAUAAAAAACAAAAUAUUGACAGAUGAACUAUUCUGAUGAAGUUGAUUUUACAAAGAUUUUUGAAUAAGUAUAUGGGGCAAAGCUCUUUCAUGUUUAAGAUCCAAAGAAACAAAUAAUCCGAUCCACUUUUCAUAGGACCUACAACACAAACCAAAUACAGGAAGUCACAAUACUCCGACCACCUUUGGAAAACCUGCCCAAAAUAUGUAUUAAUGGGUUAAUGUUAUAAAUAUGUUCACUUUGUUUGAUUGUUUCUCAUUUUUUAAACUCUUAAUUUUUGUUUUGCGUUUCAAUCUUCCUUUGGACAUUAUUUCCUUAUUGUGCGUACCAUCAUUUUUAUUAUUUAUAUUAUUUAUUUAUUUGAAAACUUAUGUUUAUGGCUUCACUUCGAUUGUCACAGAUGUAGAGAUAUAUUUAUAUGAUUCUGAAUGAAGACCGACACUUGAUGUACCUGGAUGUUUUAUGGGCUGUGUGAAAUAUCUCAAAAUUAUUCAGUGCAGGGAUAUGAGGAAAAUGUGCUUUAUCACACAAAGCCAGCUAUUACUGUAAUUUAUAUAUCUAUAGUUUAUUUACUACUGAUCAUAUUGCUCUUUCAUGUGCCAUUUUGUGUUCAUGCCAAAGUUUGUGUUAUGUUACAUGUUCUCAUUCAUACUAUUUAAUUUCAAAAUGUUGUGGUUGUGAUGUGGAAUAAACUAUUUGCUUUGA